Periophthalmus magnuspinnatus is the source of this 2494-nucleotide messenger RNA. RefSeq names its product tetraspanin-8-like. The record is from RefSeq and is a predicted model, not a curated record. Gene Ontology annotation, cellular component: membrane. The transcript is spliced from 9 exons. Bases 165 to 962 code for a protein of 265 amino acids. NCBI's taxonomy places the organism in Eukaryota, Metazoa, Chordata, Actinopteri, Gobiiformes, Gobiidae.
UAACUCCCCCUUUCCCCAAGAAUAAACAGCAGUUAGUGCAACAACAUCGAAAAGCGCGUCUACUCCAAAGCUGUACGUGGCCAAAACUUUCGUACAACUGUGAAAACAACAAAGCAAAACGAACUGGACCUGUAGCAGCGGGGUAGACGCGAAGGAGAGGAAACAUGGGGACGGUGAACGCGUGCGUAAAAAGGGGCUACAUAACCGUGGCGAGCCUCAUAGCGAUUCUCAGUGCCUUGUUGUUGGCCAUCACUUUGUUCACUCACGGAUACUUCCAUGAGGAUGAACAGAUUGAGAACGUUCUCCCAGAGCUUCAAGUCAUGUACGCAACCUCUCUUAUUACUAUCCUCCUCGUCACCACUGGUUUGUAUGGAGUCUGCAAACGAAAGAAGUGGAUGUUAAUAUGUUACAUUGUUGGAAUGACGCUAUGCUCCAUGUUACUGGGAGUGUUAGGCAUUCACGGAGCGACAGGGCGACCGAAGGUAAUUCAAGAUAUAAAGGCCCAUUAUUUGGGUGUAAUUCCUUUCUCUAAUGCCAGUAAAGAGGACAUAGAUGGUAUCAAUGACUUGCAAACAGAUUUACAGUGUUGUGGGAUGUAUCAGGGUUAUCAGGACUGGGGCUACAACAUCUCGGAGGCCUGUCUCUGUGUGGAAGAUGCAGUUCACCCAUGUGUGGCAGCACCAAGAAACAGCAGUUUGUUUGAAAACGCAAAAACAGACGACCCUAUAAUGAUUUACAAAGAGCCUUGUAUCACCUACCUGGCAGACCACAUUUUGUAUGCCUUAGAUGUGCUAUUAGGAGUAAUACUGGGCACACUAUCACUAUGGGUUCUGUCGGUGGUCCUGUGUGUUGUGACUCUGUGUCAGAUGAACCGAAAAGAGGACACUCCAACGGUGGUCUACAGCCCCGAGGCCAAAGCGGGAAAUUACUCCAUUCUAUUAGAUGAUUCUGAGCUCACAUGAUUCAACCCACUGGUCUUUUUCCCUAUUUGCAAAUGGGGGACACUUUUAUAGUACAUGUUUUAAUACCUUUCUUACAGUAAUGCAGACUUUACCAAAGAGACCACUAAAUACCUGUAAUAAAAGCUUGAGGCAUUAUCAGUUUUAAAUUCCAAAAAAUAUCUAUUGAAUGUAGUUAAUAACUAAAGAUAAGCACUGAAAUUGCUUUACUAUGAAUGUUAACAUGCCAUUUUGUAUUGAAGGUCCUAUAUUACACAAAAUUGACUCUUGUGAGCUUUAAGCCAUGUUAUCGUCAAAAACAUACCUGUGUUUUGUUGCAUUCACACAUGUUUGAGUAACCAUUUGUUAUUAUUCUGUCUACAUCUCCACAGUUCUAGAUGUUCUGUUCUAUCUAAUGAUGACAAGAAGCUGCAGUUUUCAAGUUAACAGCUACCUUUUACCUUUAGUUCAGUGGAGCUUGGCAAUUACAGGGCUGAAAUCGUCCAAAUGAUUCUAGUGAAGGUGUAUGGAGUUUAAAAACACAGUGGAGCACUUCCUGUAUUACCACAUGACAUCACAAGGUGGAACAGAGUGUUUCCUGUUUCAGUCUAAAUAUGCAGGAUUUGUGUUAAACAUGUGUAAAUGAAAUAAAACAAAACAAAACUCCAGGUGUGUUUUUAAGGAGGAAACAACCUUAUAACAUAGAUCAUAACAUAGUGUAAUAUGGGCCCUUUAAAGUUACACUAUGUGACUUGUCUAGUGGAUGGUACGCCUUGCUUUGCUUGGAAUGUUCCACAGUAUGGUAUUAAACCUUUGUCUCACUUUUAUUUAAUUGCAGGUGUUUUUAUUGCUCAUAAAUACCUUAAAAACAUGCAUUCCUACUAUGAGCAGACUUAUCCCUCGACAGAUCUCUCUUGUAUCUUGGCCUCCACUGUGGAACAGGCAAGCAACUGGCAGACCCUCCACCAGAAAAGUGACGCAGUGCACCUUUAAAAUCAUUGCAUUUCUAGUGCAACAAAUGAAUGAUUUCUGAAUUUAUUGACAGGUGACUGCUGCUUUAUGUGGUGUUUUUUCACAUUCAUUGUUGGAUUGAGUGUUUACACAACAUUCUACUGAUUCCCCUUACAUUUUCAUCCUCUUCAUCCGGGGCCAGCUCGUGGAGGCAGCAGUCUAAGCAAGGAUGGCCAAACUUCCUUCUCCAAAUUUUCUCCAGCUCUUCCGAGGGGGUCCCAAGGAAGGUGGCUACACACAUUCUCAAAAUGCCAAUAUUGUGUUUUGUGUUACUAGGAACUCAGUAUUUAGUUGUCACACUUGAAGUUUUAUGCAUGGAUUUUAAAAGCACUGGGUCGAAAAAUAAAGAUAUUCCUACCUUCUGGUAUUGUACCAUGUAAUUGGCCAUAAUAACCAAAGCAGCUAUAUAAAUUCAUGUGCAAGUAAAUGGGGGGAAAGUAGAAUGAGUUUCCAGGUGCCUUCACGAUUAUGUUUUUUGUUUGUUUUGAUUUUGUCAAUAACUUUUUUUUUUAUUGUUUAAUAAAUUGAACCUCUUCACUGUGAAC